AUGCAAUAUUUUCACCUAUUAUUGGUGGCAAUAGCUUGUAAGGAAAUCUAAAAUAAGAAUUAAUAAUUCUUAACAGAUGAUGGAUAUGAAGAUGAUGAUGAUGACAAUACAGUAUCACUGUUCUUUCUCUUUAUUCUGGGGUUUUUUCUGAUAAUUUUCUCAGCAGCUUUAUUAUGGUACAAUGAAAGAAGGGAAGCAAUAACAGAAUAUCGAUUAGUCAAUAUGAGAAAAAUAUGUAAAAUUGGUGAUUGUAAUGAAAUCCAUCAUGAAUUGAAUGGAGAACUAGUUCAUAUGCAAGGUAAAAGAAUUGAGAAUUUUUAAUAGGACAAACAACUACAGAUGUAAUCCUUGAAGAUACUGAAUUUGGAAUAUCUUUAUCAUCUUGCAUUAAGUUAAAACGGCAUGUUGAAUAGCUUCAAUUUGUCAGAAUAGAGCAUAAGCAUAAAAAAAGUGCUACAACAUAUACAUAUGAAUUAAAGUGGAAAGCUGAAUAGGUGUGCAGUGCUGGAUAUCCCUCUGAAUAUUAAAAUAAACCGUAGUUGUGGUUAGUCAAAUCUUAGGAUAAACUAAAUCCAGAUGUACGGUUAGGAGCAUUCACCUUAUCUGAAUCAUUGAAGCAAGGGUGUUAGAACUUUUAAUUUUUGGUUCCUGACGAUGCUUAAUUGUAAGCUGCCGCAAAAUUAUUUGGAAAAGAAUUUCCUCAUAUGUAUUUCUUUAAUUUUAAUAACAUAGAACAAUUAAUCAACGUGAUCUUUAUUUUUAACAACAUGAAUAUCAAAGAACUGUAGGUGACUUAAGAGUGUGCUUUGAAUAUGUUCUAUGUGGUAAUGCAACAGUUAUUUCAAAACAAAUGAAUAAUACUUUUAUUCCAUUUGUGAUAGAAGAUAAAUGGCUAUCUGAAAAGAGUGCCCAUCCAGAUGAAAUGGACGAAGAUGAAGGUUGCUGUGGAGAUUGUUGCUUAAAAGUGGCUGAAUUAGCAAAGGCAGCUGAAGAACCUUUAAAAUAAAUUGAUUGGAUAAGAGAAAAAUAAUGGUCUAUGAAGAAGGUCUUCUUAAUGGAACUAAGUAAAAAUGCUGCCUUAACAUAUAAAACCAGAUUCUUAGGCUAUAUAUUGAUGGUAUUCAGUUUUUAAUAAACAAGGUUAUGGGAAUAUUAUUCUUGUUUUACCCGGUGAUUUGGCUAUUUUCACUAUUGCCCUGGAUCGGCCAAUUCACAGCCGCAUUAUUGUUUUUUAUUUUCUUGGGAGUUAGCAUGGUGAUAUCUUUACCAGUUUGUUUACUUAUUGCCCUGGUUGCUUGGAUGAGAUACCACAUAAUCUACGCCAUAAUCAACUUCUUUGGACUAAUACUAGUAAUAUACAUAGUGUCCAUGUUUGCUGGUGGCAUUUAUUAUUGA
Messenger RNA from Paramecium octaurelia, 1395 nucleotides. The record is from the annotation of a GenBank genome assembly. NCBI's taxonomy places the organism in Eukaryota, Ciliophora, Oligohymenophorea, Peniculida, Parameciidae.